GAAAUGCGGAAUAUCCAGCUCAUACGCACUAGAUAUCCACAACAGAACUGUACAAUAUAGAACGGUGCAAGGUUUCUGUUUACUUUUUGCGGCCCGAUAGUGUUACAUAUGUACUGUAUGUAUACCUAUGACAAGUGCAGUGCGAUUAGUAAUGGAUCAUUGCCAAUGCUGAAAAAAUCAUUCCGUAAACGAUUUUAGGUUAUUUAGCUUGCCGGCGGGACGAACUUGGUCAGUUCAUUUGUUGCAGACUGGACGUCAUAUGUACUGCGCAUACUGCAAUAUACGGUGAUUACUUACGCAGCUACUCGCAGUGAUUAUACCGCGCGUUGGAAUUGUUACCCGUGUGCGUUUACUAUGAGUCGUUCAGCUUGAUUGUCGGACAGUUUUUCUACCUCCUAUCAUAACAAAGUCCGGCUAGUUUUUGAAUCUGUAUCAUCUGACUUGAUUUCUGGAGAGAUUAUUAUGUAAACGUGUGGAUAUAUACCAGCCUGGAUUCUACGCAUCAUUAAGUGCAUCUGCAUCUAUCAGCUGUAAAAUCAGCUUGAUAAGAAAACGAUUGCAGCAUGAUUUCCGCCGGCGAAAAAAUAAAAGCUUUGCAGGUUUGGUGUCAGAAAGUGACGGAUGGCUACAAAGGAGUCGGUGUCACUAAUUUUACAACAUCAUUCCGGGAUGGUUUAGCAUUUUGUGCCAUUAUUCAUCGAUUCCGGCCGGAAUUAAUAGAUUUUGACUCAUUGGUCAAAGCCAACAUUCUGGAAAACAAUCAACUGGCGUUUGAUGUUGCUGAAAAGAAACUCGGAAUCCCGGCUUUAUUGGAUGCUGUCGAUAUGGUUAAAUACUCAGUCCCUGACCGGAAGUGCAUCAUUCUCUAUGUCAGCCAAUUUCAGAGGCACUUCCAGGGGAAACCAAUUCCAGGCAAAAAAAAUGGCCAGGAAGCUGAGUUCAUGGAUAGAAAGGGAUCUCUUGCGACGCAGAUGUCCGUAAUCGAGUCCACUUCGAGUAUAACCAGCCGUUAUACUCUCCAGUUUCGUCGGUCUGCGUCGGAAGAUUUUGGAACAACGUUCCCUGUGACCCUCCGCAGUUCGGCUACUUUCAGCACCAAACCUGAGCUAACGAACGCGCUUUCAGAAAACGCAGAGGACCUGGACACCGGUGUCCACUCCGCGGCCAGCAGCAGUAGCAGUAGCACUUGCUCAAGCAGUUCCACGUCUCCUCCGUCGCCAUCAGAAAAUAAACCACCGGAAGGCGACGACGACGCAUGCGUGCCGAUGGCGUCAGCGCUCCGCAUACGCUUAUCCAAUCCAGCUGUCGUUGCUGUUAGCAACACCGAUCCACCACCACAGCCGCCAGUCGUGGCACGCCGUACCAUGGUCGACGUCUUAACGUAUCCGCGUACCACACGCGAUAGACUGACCAGAAGCUGUUACAACAUCGUCAAUACGAACUAUCUCACCGCGAAUUCCACCCCGCCUCAUUCUAUUCAGCCGUCGCAAUCAGUCAGCAAGUUCACCGAUACGAUAAACGAUUCCUCCAUUCGUAGACAUUCCGCUCCAAAGUUCACACCAGUUCCCUCAAAUGCCACGGCAGCCGACAGCAUUCCAAUCGGAACUUCCAAGCAAACACUGCAGUUGACACGAGCCAGUCUCAUUGCUGUAACACAUCUGAAUAUGGGUUCCCGCGGAUAUCCAUCAUUCCCCGCUGUCCAGUAUCCUGAUAAUCUUAAUCCUUUUGAUUCUUCCUCGGAUGAUGAUAACAAUGCAUACGACGAAAGUAAAAAUCCCUUUCAUGACGACGACGAAGAGGAGUCCGAGAAGCGUGACGUAUUUCCCUUGUAUAAAGUGACCCCCGUUCCGGCACCGCGGAAAAAGCUCUUAGAAUCAUUGCGGCGUGCGGAGACUGUGCGGUAUCCCGCCAACUCAGGUAUUGUGGUGCGAAACGGUACCAACCGAUCUCUUCGGGAGCGCAUCGCAGCGCGACCACAUAGUCACAACGAAGCGGAAUUAACUGACAGAUCCAAUACGGACAGCGACAGUGUGUCCUCCGUCAAGAGCACCGGCAGCGUAAAACGCCGCGCGCCUGCACCACCGGCGCUGAAAUCUCAUGUUGACCCUGUAGCCGCCCCUUCCGUGAACCCUAUUGCGGAGAAUAAAAGCCCCAUGUCCAGGAGACCAGCGCCCGCUGUGCCAAAUGCCAGACUACCAAGUGAACAGACGACAGCACGCAAUGGCGCGCCACACAGCAAUGGAACGGUCAGUCCGCAACCGAUUGCACGGAAUCUAGAAAAUGGUAGGCAGCCGGUUUCCGCCCUGAAAACGGCACUGCGAGCGGAUGCGCCGACCACUAAGUCGCGUAAAUCCCUGACAUUUGAGGAUGAGCAUAAACUGAGCUUGGAGGAUAUUGCCAACCGAAUGCGCACACUAUCGGCUUACUCUAAAAGAAUCGAAGAAGAGAACGUCUACCUGCAGUAUCGCGCUCGCCAGACGUUCGCUGAUCCCCAUAUGCCCGUGAAAGACGCCGAUCCAGAUGGAAAGGUCAUUGUGUUACUGAAACAAUUGCUGGCAGCAAAAGAGAAUAUCGAGGAACAGAAACGGCGAAUGUGUUAUUUGAAAAAUCUUCGCCUGCUGGAAAUGGAACAUCAAACACUCCAGCGAAAAUUAUCGGCGUCCACGGCUUUUCCUCUGCACAAGAAUCUGGUUGAUCAUGAGGAUUUUGAGAGCAAAUUAAUGCAAAAGUUAUAUUGUAAUGUCAGAAAGAGAGAAGCCUUACUCUAUGACGAAGCUGAUUGUCAGCAAAAGCUAACCAGGACGGUACUGAUCGGGGGAAUAUUGUCGCGUUGAAUUGUGUGCAUUCAUAAUUGCAUAUCGACAGUGUUUGUUUAAUCUAAGUCGAUGGUUGCAUUUUUUGAUUUGUUUUUCUAUAAAUUUUAUUCAGAGUUACGAUUUACAUGGACUAAUUAAUCAUAUUAUAUUUUAUUGUCUCUGGUACGGAAGCUAAUUAAAAGUACGGAAGUA
Messenger RNA from Paramacrobiotus metropolitanus, 3008 nucleotides. RefSeq names its product MICAL-like protein 1. Bases 564 to 2834 code for a protein of 756 amino acids. The record is from RefSeq and is a predicted model, not a curated record. Lineage: Eukaryota; Metazoa; Tardigrada; Eutardigrada; Parachela; Macrobiotidae. Gene Ontology annotation, molecular function: protein binding. The transcript is spliced from 9 exons.